UUUAAACAAUUUGCAUUGUUAUAGUAAAUUAAAUAAAGUAAAUUUAUGACUUUAGAUGCUUCAACUAGCCUAGGUUUUGAAAGUUUUUGAUUGUUUUUUUAAAGCAUUUUAACUAAGUACUACUGUUUUAAUAUAUUAUUAAUAACACAUUGAAUUAAUGCUACUAAUAAUAAUUAAGUUAUUUAAAAUAAUAAUAAUAAUAAUAAUGUGAAAUUAUUGUAUCCAGCGAGUCCAGCUCAGGUUACAGUGAGAGUUGUUGGCUUCCUGUUAAGUUUCUGUUGCUACGGCAACCGUGGCGCAGCUGAAAUCUGUAGCCAAACGUUGCGCGAUAGCGUUUAAGUUUGGAUUCAUGGACGUUAUCGAAAAGAGAAUAGACGGCAUUGAGGAUGAAGCCGAGGAGGAGCUGAUUUCAGAAGAGAUUAAGGAAAUACGUCGAUAUGCUCUGUCAAACCAGCUGAGGGCAGGAUUUUUUGGACAAGAUGCCUGUGUCCAAACCGACGAGUCAGAGCUGCCGGAUAUAAAGAUACUCGCUGCUAACACUGCAGAGCUUGUGAAGGAAAUGAAAAUGUUAAAAGAAGACACUGAAAAGAAACUGAAAAUAAUGCGUUUGCAGUAUGAGACCAAACUGCAGGAUGAAUCUGAUGCCCUUUAUGCAAGUAUGAAGGAUAAAAUCAAGAAUUUGGAGAACUGCCACAAAGAGAAAUUAUCUGUUCUUCGGAGAAGCUAUCAGCAGCAGCUCUCAGAUGCUAUGCAGGUGAUCAAAGCCGGGUAUAAGAAUAAAGAAGAGACGGAUCUGGUUUGUGAUGUUACUGAUGGAAGAGUAAAGGACCUUCUGAACGAGCUUCAGGAGAAGAACUUGAAGAUUGAGUGGAUGGUUGAACAGCUAAAGAAAUAUGAGAUUGGCUCCGAGGGAGUGGAGGACCCCGAGAAAAGCAGACUGAAGUCAGAGAAUGAAAAGCUAAAAGAUAACAUUGACUCAUUGCACGUCGAGCUGGAAGAAGUUCACCGAGUCCUGGAAUCCAAAGAGCAGAGGCUGGCUCUGGAUUUGGCACAGUUAAAAUCAGAGACUGAUGACAGCAAAAAAGCCUUUCAAAAGUUGACAGGUGAACAUGAGCAACUGAAAAUGCAGUUAAACGUUGAAAGAGAAAGAGGCAGAGAAAAGAUAAAACAGUUAAAAGAGGAAAUGGAGAAAGAAAUUGCAUGCAUUGAAGCCUCGGGCAUGAAGGAGAAAGCAGCAAUUGACAAGAAGCUUGAGAAUCAGAAACCAGCAGAAACUACAACCAUGGAGCUUGCUGGGGAUACAGAGUUGGUUCAACAAAUAAAAGAACAUAGAAAGACUGAAGCAAUGCAAAAAAAGGAGAUUGAAAGGCUCAGUAAGCAGUUAUGCAUUUCCAAUCAGGCGUGGGAAAAGAAGUUUGAGAUUUUAAGACAGAGUUUCCAUGCCAUCAAGGAUGAGAUGUUCUUACGGCAGACAUUGCGGCGGCAGGAAGCCAUUCUGCACAACGCCUCAGUCAGCUUUGUGAAGGAUGCUUCUUGCUCACCACGACAGAAGAGUCGGCUUGGCUAUAAUAAUAUGGCUCCUUUGCCACGUAUAGGUGCUGGAGGCCAGCAGAAGAUAGACAUCGGCCUUCAGAAUGAAAGAGAAGCAGAUGCUCUUCCUGGAUUAGAUCCCAAAUUGAGUGUUGCAGAUGAGGAAGAUGAAGAAGCAUAAACUAGAGCUCUUUCUCCCUUUUCAAGAGGCAGCCACCCUAGGUUUUUUGAAGUUACCAACGCAUUUGAAACAGAAAUGGUUUAGUCUGUGCACAGCUUGUUUUUGUCAUUUCAAAAGUUUUUUAUAAAUCAGAAAUAAAAUCACAAGAGUUGAGGAGCAGUCAAAGAGUUUAUGCAAUAUGGCGAGGAGAUUUAUACAAAAAAUAUAUUAGCACAUCAAUAACAACAUUGUUUUCAUUAAAUAUUAAUAGUUUAUAUCUAAAAAAGGAAACGGCUAGUUCGAUUGAACUCAUAGUCUUAUUAUUAUACUUAAGGAUAUUGAUCAGUUUCACACUAAUAAAUAAUAUGUACAGCAAUUCCUAUUUAGUACUUUUGAAGAAAAGUCCGUUCAUUUAGUCAGUGAAGAUAUCACGGCAAUUUACAGUGCAUUUGAACUCGCUUGGCAUGAUUUCAAACAAAGCAAAGAGAAAACUUCAAAUCUUUUUAAGUAAAUUCAUUAGAUUUCUCCCACACAGAGCUCCUAUUAAGAGAAAACAAAGGCUAUCGUGACUUUAACUGACUGUAAUUGACUGUGCUGUGAAUGGGCUCAGUCUACUGCAGCUCUCAAUCCUGAAUGCUGUUGGAGAGGUGCAGACAUGAGUAACUGUAUGCAUUCUUCUGCCACAGUAAAGAGUGCUCUAAGAAUGGUCUUUCGCUUUCCGCAUGCCACAUACAGCACAAAACCAGCGGAAUGCACAGCUUUGGAGGCGAUCUCAAUGGCUGUGGAGCCAAACAAUAAGAUCUUGGCUCUCGAACCCAUUUCAGUCUUUAGUCUUGCUCUGCCCCCUUCGCUUUUGCUCAGUCUUUAUUUUGCUUCUUUACACUGUACAGAAUAAAUGACCAUAUGAAAUGGGCUCUACUUAACAUUUUGUACAUGCUUUAAAAAAAUUCUAACACAGUUAAUUUUACUCUAAGCUUUAGUAUGAAGUGAUAAACAGUACCAUUGACCUUCUAAAUCUCUAGAACAGAGUGGUUUGGCUGGUAGCUGUAAUGUUCUGUAUAAACAGUGUCGCCCUGUGGCAAACCCCUGCGGAGCUGUUCUCCAAAUUCUGGUCUCCCAGACCCCACUGACCCUAAGGGACAAGCCUAGAAUCAAUUACCAAUUUCUCCUUUAACUAUCUGUCAUGUACAACGGAUGGUUAUUGGGUUAUGACUUGAUCAGCCUGAUCACUGUGCCGUGACCCUUUUCUCAGGGAUUAUGUGAUUAUGGCCUAAUUCCUUGUAAUCUUCCACUAACUGGUCCAUUGCCAGAGUCACAAAACAACUUUUCCAUACUGCUGUGCUACUGAACAGACCAGCAUGGUCCAAACUGCUUGCGGCCCAGUUACCAUAGAAACUACUAUAAGAUGUCAGAUAUAUAUCAUUAGCUAAAACAAUCUCAGGAGGGGGUAUCUCACUAAAGAUGUUUGCUACUUUCACAGGGUUUCAGGCUCAGGUUGUAAAACAACAAAGUGGAAUUUUAGCUGAACUCCAGAAAUUAAUUAGUUUCAUUAGUUGGUGGAUAAAUGGCGAUGGCUGGUGUGUUGGAUUCCAGCAGAGUUUCACCAUAGAGGGUUAAUGGGAGUCUGGCCUGGAAGCAUUCCCAGCUCUGGCCCAAGGCCAUUUCAGCCAAUCACUCUAAACUUAUGGUCUCUUGCACUGAGCUGCUGUUUUACACUUUUGCUUUCCCUCUGCCACAGUUAUAAGGUCAUUCAAAGCUGGAAAACAAUUGAGGAAUGCAGAAUUUAAAGUUUUUCAGAGUGUAGGGGUUACCAAGGGUUCUUGGAUGCUUAAAAAAAUAAAGAAAUAAUAAUAAUUCAAGCUAUUAAUUAUAAUAAUAUAGUCCAUUUUUUUAUUCUCCGAUGAUUAUAAAAAUCUAUUGUUAUUAUUUAUAGAUUGUAUUUGUUGUUUUGAGAAAUAAUGCAUUAAUGACAUAAAGCUGGACGUCUUUACUCUAAA
Messenger RNA from Carassius carassius (crucian carp), 3687 nucleotides. It is a transcript of the gene c20h10orf67, whose product is annotated as chromosome 20 C10orf67 homolog. The transcript has 16 exons. The record is from RefSeq and is a predicted model, not a curated record. NCBI's taxonomy places the organism in Eukaryota, Metazoa, Chordata, Actinopteri, Cypriniformes, Cyprinidae. The coding region runs from base 350 to 1711 and encodes 453 amino acids.